This is a messenger RNA of Miniopterus natalensis, 2741 nucleotides long. The record is from RefSeq and is a predicted model, not a curated record. NCBI's taxonomy places the organism in Eukaryota, Metazoa, Chordata, Mammalia, Chiroptera, Miniopteridae.
AGGUCCGCCCUCUCAGCCUAGGCUCCACCUCCUGAGCUUCGCUGAGAAAGGUGGGAGGGGUAAAAGGCGGGACAAAAGUUGAUUGAAAGCUCUAUUGACCAACCAUCUUGCGGGAUAUCCGUCCUAUGAUAAAAGCAGCUCAGAACAAAAAGGAGGUUCCCCCCUCCCCCCCCCAGCGAUGGAAACCGGGCGGAGGUGUGGAAGGCAGCGAAAUCACGCCUCUUCGGCCCAGCCACGCCUUUCAUUCUUGCACUGCCUCACCCCAGGGAGCAAAUCCAAUUGGCUGGGCGGUACAUCGUCACAGUGGGAAUAAGCUAGCGGUGUGGGAGUAGCGGGAAGUGGGAGGGAGAGCAGCUGGGCGGGUAAAGGCCAAUGAUUCUCCGGGCAGCCUAUCCCAGAAAAGUCAUCUUCUCGCGAACCUUUAAAAUUCCUGCUUUCCGAAGCACCUCAAGGGACUAAGACUGACUGCCUCAUCUAUCUUUUUCCUCCUUGCAAAAGUCCCGUUUGCCACCAUGAGAUAUACCAAGUGAGACUGAGUAGGGGGAGCAAGUGGUGACUGUUACGCUGGUUACUAGCUGCUGCCCACUUGCUAGCAAACUUCUAGCAAGAUCGGAACUGAGUACUACAUAACCUCUACAAUUCUCCCUGGCGCCGUUCCAGGGCUGGCGCCACAUUCCCUGGUGGGCGCGCAAUGGCCGCGACCCCUCCCACGGCGGACGGGUCUUUUGGUACGUGCAGUCCGAGGUCGCCAUGGAUCGGAUGAAGAAGAUCAAACGGCAGCUGUCAAUGACACUCCGGGGGGGUAGAGGUGUAGACAAGACCAACAGUGCCCCUGAACAGAUAGGCCUGGAUGAGAGUGGUGGUGGUGGCGGCAGUGACCUUGGAGAGGCCCCCACCCGUGCUGCCCCUGGGGAACCUUGCUCCGGGCGGGGACUACUCAGCUCUGCACCAGAGAUUGUACACGAGGACUUGAAGAUGGGGUCUGACUUGAAGAUGGGGUCUGACGGGGAAAGUGACCAGGCUUCAGCCACAUCCUCAGAUGAGGUGCAGUCACCAGUGAGGGUGCGCAUGCGCAACCAUCCUCCUCGAAAGAUCUCCACUGAGGACAUCAACAAGCGCUUAUCACUACCAGCUGACAUCCGGCUGCCCGAAGGCUACCUUGAGAAGCUGACCCUCAAUAGCCCCAUCUUUGACAAGCCCCUCAGCCGUCGCCUCCGCCGUGUCAGCCUGUCCGAGAUUGGUUUUGGGAAACUGGAGACCUACAUCAAGCUGGACAAGCUGGGCGAGGGUACCUAUGCCACCGUUUACAAAGGCAAAAGUAAGCUCACCGACAACCUUGUGGCACUCAAGGAGAUCAGACUGGAACACGAAGAGGGAGCACCCUGCACCGCCAUCCGAGAAGUAUCCCUGCUCAAGGACCUCAAACAUGCCAACAUCGUCACGCUACAUGACAUUAUCCACACGGAGAAGUCCCUUACCCUUGUCUUUGAGUACCUGGACAAGGACCUGAAGCAGUACCUGGAUGACUGUGGGAACGUCAUCAACAUGCACAACGUGAAACUGUUCCUGUUCCAGCUACUCCGUGGCCUGGCCUACUGCCACCGGCAGAAGGUGCUACACCGAGACCUCAAGCCCCAGAAUUUACUCAUCAACGAGAGAGGAGAGCUCAAGCUGGCUGAUUUUGGUCUGGCCCGGGCUAAGUCAAUUCCAACCAAGACAUACUCCAAUGAGGUGGUGACACUGUGGUACCGGCCCCCCGACAUCCUUCUCGGGUCCACAGACUACUCUACCCAGAUUGACAUGUGGGGCGUGGGCUGCAUUUUCUACGAGAUGGCCACAGGCCGGCCCCUCUUCCCAGGCUCCACGGUGGAGGAGCAGCUGCACUUCAUCUUCCGCAUCUUGGGAACCCCAACCGAGGAGACAUGGCCAGGCAUCCUGUCCAAUGAAGAGUUCAAGACACACAACUACCCUAAGUACCGUGCCGAGGCCCUUUUGAGCCAUGCACCCCGGUCCCCUUGUCCUUGUGGUAGACUUGAUAGCGAUGGGGCUGAUCUUCUCACCAAGCUGCUGCAGUUUGAAGGUCGAAAUCGGAUCUCUGCAGAGGAUGCCAUGAAACACCCAUUCUUCCUCAGUCUGGGGGAGCGGAUCCACAAACUUCCUGACACUACUUCCAUAUUUGCACUAAAGGAGAUCCAGCUACAAAAGGAGGCCAACCUUCGCUCUUCGUUGAUGCCUGACUCAGGCAGGCCAGCUUUCCGUGUGGUGGACACCGAGUUCUAAGUCACAGACCCAGGCCCCAGAAGGCAGCAGCUGGAGGGAUGCCACACCCCUCACAGGGCAGCCCCCACCUGCAUCCUCCUUGCUUGCUGCCUGCCUACCUGCCUGAUUCAUGCUCGCCUGCCCACAUGUUCCCUGCUGCCUGUCCAAACAUUCAUUGGCCUGUCUGCUGGGUGCUAACAAAGCUCUCAUCACUCCUUCACCUGGUCUGUCUGUCUCUUUCUCUGUGUCUUAGUAGUAGCCGGCGGACAGCAUGGCCGUGCCAGCCUCCCACACUGAGGCCAGGCCUAUACCCCUCCCCAUCAUGCCCUUUCCCAGGACCACUACCCCAUGGCCAGCCAGGGGUCUGGCUAGCCCAGGCUGGGGAUCUCAGACAAGAUGUGGCGAUGCCUUGGGUCUGAGGUUUCCUCUGCCUGUUUUCCUGCCUGCCCCACCUGCCUCAUGUCGUGUGGGCCUUUUUUUUU